Ipomoea triloba (trilobed morning glory) is the source of this 1911-nucleotide messenger RNA. RefSeq names its product laccase-4-like. The transcript is spliced from 6 exons. Gene Ontology annotation, biological process: lignin catabolic process. Bases 73 to 1746 code for a protein of 557 amino acids. Gene Ontology annotation, molecular function: copper ion binding; hydroquinone:oxygen oxidoreductase activity. The record is from RefSeq and is a predicted model, not a curated record. NCBI's taxonomy places the organism in Eukaryota, Viridiplantae, Streptophyta, Magnoliopsida, Solanales, Convolvulaceae. Gene Ontology annotation, cellular component: apoplast.
ACAAGUACUAUAACUAUUCAUUGAAAAGAAGCUAAAAUUUUAGGUUUUUGAGAGGGAGAGAGAGAGAAAACCAUGAAGAUCAUUGCAUGGCUUCGUGUCAUGGCGACGGUGGCGUUUCUAUGGCCGGUAUUAGUCGAAUGCGCAAUUCGUCGCUAUAACUUCAACGUGGUGAUGACAAAUACUACAAAAUUGUGUUCAUCAAAGCCCAUAGUAACAGUAAAUGGGCUCUUUCCGGGCCCAACUAUCUACGCAACAGAAGACGACAAUGUGCUUGUGAAUGUCACCAACAGCGUUAGCUAUAAUCUCACCAUCCACUGGCACGGUAUUAAACAAAUUCAAACCGGAUGGGCAGAUGGACCAGCGUACAUAACCCAAUGUCCCAUUCAACCCGGACAGAGCUAUGUGUAUAACUUUACAGUAACAGGGCAGAGGGGAACACUUCUGUACCAUGCACAUAUUCUGUGGCUAAGGGCUACUGUUCAUGGAGCUAUUGUAAUAUUGCCUAAGCCUGGGGUGCCUUAUCCCUUCCCCAAGCCUGACAAUGAACUCGUGGUCAUACUAGGGGAAUGGUGGAUAUCAGAUGUUGAGGCAGUGGUCAAUGAAGCACUACAAUCAGGGUUGGCUCCCAACAUUUCUGAUGCUCAUACUGUUAAUGGCCUUUCGGGUCCAGUCUCAAAUUGUUUAUCUGAAGGGGGUUAUAAUUUUGUAGUGGAGGCAGGCAAGAGGUACUUGGUGAGAAUCAUCAACGCUGCACUGAAUGAAGAGCUGUUUUUCAAGAUCGCAGGCCACAAUUUGACAGUAGUUGAAGUUGACGCCACUUACGUAAAGCCAUUCCAGACCGACACAAUUCUCACGGCGCCCGGCCAGACCACAAACGCCAUCUUAUCAACCAAUCCCCAAACCCCCGCCGGCGCCGGCGGCAAUUUCUUGAUCACCACUUCCCCCUUCAUGGACGCCCCAAUCAGAGUCAACAACAACACCGCCACCGCCACGCUGCAAUACAACGGCACCCUCCCUUCCGCCGCCGCCACUCCCACCGCCCCGCCGCCGCUCAACUCCACCUCGCUGGCAGAAAAAUUCUACGAUUCCCUCAGAAGCCUAAAUUCCCACCAAGUCCCAUUGAGCAUCGAUCAUUCUCUCCUAUUCACCAUGGGGCUCGGGGUCAAUCCCUGCUCGACUUGUUACGCCGGGAAAAAAGUGGUGGCGGAUUUCAAUAACGUCACGUUUGUGAUGCCGGAAACCGCGCUUAUAAACGCGCAUUUCUUCAACAUCAGCGGAGUGUUCACCGAUGAUUUUCCCGGGAACCCGACGACGCCGUACGAUUAUACCGGUGAACAGCCCGCGAAUUUGAUGACCACAGAAGCGACUAAGCUUUAUAGACUCGCUUAUAAUUCGAGCGUGCAGAUUGUGUUGCAGGAUACUGGGAUGCUAGCUCCUGAAAACCAUCCCAUUCAUUUGCACGGUUUCAAUUUCUUCGCCAUUGGACGAGGAUUAGGGAACUAUAAUCCUGACCAGGAUCCGAGGAAUUUCAACCUCGUUGAUCCUGUCGAGAGGAACACAAUUGGUGUCCCUUCCGGUGGUUGGGCAGCUAUCAGAUUCAGGGCAAACAAUCCAGGAGUAUGGUUCUUGCACUGCCAUUUGGAAGUACACACAACAUGGGGACUUAAGAUGGCAUUUGUGGUGGACAAUGGAAAAGGGCCCAAUGAAAUUCUACCACCACCACCUGCUGACCAACCCAAAUGCUAAUUGGCCUUGUCAAUACCUGCAAAUGAAUUCUUUAAUUUUGAGCAUCCAAACUGUAGUUGUUCAAACAAAGUCGAUCAUCAUGACUUAUUUCAUUAUUUUUUUUUUGAAAAUAUGACUUAUUUCAUUCUUAUUCUCUUCUUUUCUAUGAAUAUUUUGGAACCAGUU